ACUCAGCCCAUAUGGAAAAUAUAGGCCCAACAGAAAAAGGAGCAAACCCAAAAUAAGAACAUCAAAUUUCAGCUACGGUUCCUUUUUCCGGCUACCGAGAAAUCCAGAAAAUAUGGCGUUUCGAUCGCUGAGAAGAACGGUGUUGAGAGCUCUGAGGCCUCUACAAUCGUCGUCUUAUUCAGCCGCAGCAACGGAAACUUCAUCGCUGUUUUCACUCUCUAACUACUCAGCUGAAUCUUCAACUUCUGCCAAUUAUUCGCGCCCAAAUUUCUCGUGCAUUAGCAUCUCCUGCCGCCGUCUCUCCUCUCUCACCAAAGAGGAACCUCACGGACCUAACGCGGUUGACUAUUGCUCGUUGUUGACGGAAGAAGAGUAUCACAAGCUGGCUAAUUCCACCAUCCAUGAUUUGCUUGAGAAGCUCGAGGAAUAUGGUGACUCUGUGGACAUUGAUGGAUUUGACGUUGACUAUGGGAACGAGGUCCUCACUUUGAAGCUUGGGGAUUUCGGGACUUAUGUCAUAAACAAGCAAACGCCAAAUAGACAGAUAUGGAUGUCGUCUCCAGUGAGUGGCCCAUCUCGUUUUGACUGGGAUCAGAAAGCUGAAGCUUGGAUUUAUAAGCGAACGAAGCAAAACCUUUUUAAAGUUCUGGAAACCGAGUUAGAAAAGCUGUGCAAGAACCCUAUCAGCCUUUCUUGAGCAUACUAAAACAAUGAGAUCCUCUACAUGAAACUUUUUCUUCAAUGAACCCAUUAACUACUCCCAUCCAACCCUUAUCCUCCCUUCUUCUUAUCUCUAUCUCCUCACACCGUUUCGCAUUACAUAUGGUGGCCCCACAUCCUCAUAGCAGUUGCAAUCUAGUAUGUCGUACGACAAGUAAUAUAUGUUGGCUAAUUCACGAACGUGGUGAUAAUACGCUGUGUUAGAAAUUUUCAGUUCUAUGUGUGGAGUAUUGGCUAACGAGCCAACGCCGAUCCCCUGCCCGAUAAUGUGUGGCAGGUUUGAUGCCCAGAAAAGAUCUUUACAACAUAUUCUGGUCCAGCCAUUUCUUAUCAUUACUAUGAAAUAAAAAUUGAUACUGUCA
Messenger RNA from Salvia hispanica, 1082 nucleotides. RefSeq names its product frataxin, mitochondrial. Gene Ontology annotation, molecular function: ferric iron binding; iron chaperone activity; 2 iron, 2 sulfur cluster binding. The record is from RefSeq and is a predicted model, not a curated record. Gene Ontology annotation, cellular component: mitochondrion. Gene Ontology annotation, biological process: intracellular iron ion homeostasis; iron incorporation into metallo-sulfur cluster. Lineage: Eukaryota; Viridiplantae; Streptophyta; Magnoliopsida; Lamiales; Lamiaceae.